AAAGAAAACCAAUGAAGUGCAUUUUUAUCAGUUUCAUUUCAACCGUUGCCUACAAUAUGAAGUGGAUGUCCUUGGUCUUUCUAUGCGGUCUGCUCGCCAUGGCAGUGGCUUCUCCGCUAAAUCCGUGUAAUGUCAUUAUCAAUGGAGAUUGCCAUUAUUGUGCAUUGUGCAUAAAGUGAUGGUCUUGUUUAUUUUAUUUGUACACAAACUCUAAUAGUUGGCGUUCUUUUCAGUUCGAACUUCAUUUCUUACUGCAAAAAUUAAUAAAAUAAUAUUAUAAACAACAUUUUGGUGUUUCAGUGACUUUGGUUUAUUUCAUAUUUUGAGUUCCACAUUCUAAUCGCCGCGUAUAUUGCAAACUUUGCAGUCGCCGUUAAUAAUCACAUUGCCAGGACUCAGGGGAUUGGCUAGAAAUAAAUAAAUAAAA
Drosophila simulans is the source of this 427-nucleotide messenger RNA. Its product is annotated as bomanin-065-like. The coding region runs from base 12 to 179 and encodes 55 amino acids. Gene Ontology annotation, biological process: defense response. The record is from RefSeq and is a predicted model, not a curated record. The transcript has 2 exons. Lineage: Eukaryota; Metazoa; Arthropoda; Insecta; Diptera; Drosophilidae.